GUACAAGCUGUGACUGACUUCUUGUCAUGUGACGAGUGGGGGAAAAUGUCAACAUCACUGAGCUCUGGGCUGUGAAACCGAGUAUUAUCCACCGUUGCGUCUCUUUUUGCGGCGUUUAAAUGAAAUAUUAUGAAUUAGCGUCUACCCUACACAGUAAGAACCGGAUGUUGGCUGUUUGUUUUCCAACUGUCACUGCGCAGGAUGGCUCUCGCUCACCCAGGCCAGUCCUCCCUUGUGCACAGUUUGGCCACACUUCUUCGCAAUAAUGGUGACUUAGUGCUGGAUGGCAGCAGCACGCUGACCCUUCCGGCUUGCACCCUGCAGCAGCUCACCAGGCUCUUUGAGCAGUACUUGUUGUCCAGGAACCAGCAGCAUGGCUUCUUGGCGCUGCCCUCCCACCCGGCCGAUACUUCCUCUCUGCUCCAGUUGCAGUUCCUGUUCGACGUGCUGCAGAAAACGGUUUCGCUCAAGCUUACCCAUCCACCAGGAGUGAGACUGGAGCCUGUGGUGAAAAUCUUCCCUUUCAAAUCUCUCAAGUGUUUAGAGCUGAAGAGAAUCCCUCCACACCUCCUUGAGGGACUCCGAGGAGUUUAUUCCCAGCUGGAGGUUUUUACCUGCUCAAAGAGCCUCAGCUCCUUGGAGGAGCUGCUCUCUCUGUGUGGAGGUGACCUGAGCUCUGCCCUGCCUUGGCUGGAGCUCCACACCCUGAACUUCAGCUACAACUCCAUCAUCUGCCUUGACCAGUCACUGAGUUUACUAAACGUGCUGAAAUCUUUGGAUCUAAGCCAUAACAAGAUUCAAGAGUGUGAGGAAUUUCUAAAGCCCCUGAGUGAGCUGGAACACUUAAACUUAGGAUACAACUGCCUGCAGAGGGCGCCAGCGCUCAGCCCCACCGCCAGGGCCAAGCUGCACACACUCAUCCUCAGGAACAACGAACUGGAAACCAUUAACGGUGUGGAGCAGUUGUCUUCGCUCCAGCAUUUAGAUCUGGCCUACAACCUGCUGCUGGAGCACUCCCAGCUGGCUCCUCUCUCCCUGCUGCACUGCCUCAGCACGCUGAUCCUGGAAGGAAACCCGCUGUACUUCCAGAAGACCCACCGUACCUGCACUGUUGGACAUCUGUCCCCAAAAGCUGCCAACCUCAGACUAAGACUUGAUGGAACCCCGCUGUCCUCCUCUGAGUUAUCAGUUCUACCAAAAGCUGGUCAGUUGAUCCAGGGUACAGACAUCCAGGUACAGACAUCUGUGCCUGUAGUUUGUGAUCCACCUGAACGCAAAUCCCAGGAACCUUCAAGUGGAGCAGGGGAGUUGAGUGACAGCCUGUCCGUCUCGGAAGCUGGGAUGUCGCGGUUUAGAAGGAAGAAAUGCAGGAGUAAGGUAAAGGUACGGAGAGCCAGCAUAUCAGAACCAAGUGAUACUGAUCAUGAACCCAGACCCAUUUCCUCCACACAGGACAUUGUUCUUCCCCACCAACAGGAGAUCGAGCGCAUGUCCAGCUUCAGAGAUCAGCUGGGGGAAGACUGGCUGAGAUACCAGCACCAUCUGGAUGGAGGAACAUCCACCACCAUCACCACAACCAUCCGUACGAGCCAGUCCACCUCUCAGACUCUAACCAAUGGCGUCAGCGCCUCCAAAACCCGUUUGCCUAGUGAUCCCGGGCACCACCAGCUGCCUCCUUUGCCUCCUGUGGAAGUCCUGGAUGUUCUGCCGCUGCCGCCGCUCCUCUCCUCCGAGAUGAACCAGAUGGAGACAGAGUCCACUUUACAGUGGCUGAGUCAGAGCACCCAGCAAACGGAAUCCACUCUGGAGGCCGGUCUUGUGGAUGGUCCAGCUGUGAAGAAGGAGGCGGGGGGCUCGCAUCAUUCGAGCCCGGACACCCAGAGGUCUGUGAGGACGCCGAGUGGAGGUACCAACCAGGAAGAAGAAGAUGAACUUGGAGUUGACCUGUGUCGCCCCCUGCUUGUCGGCGUCCUGCUCGACAAACAGGAAAUGGACAGCGAAGGUCAGGAGAAGAAGAAGAUCGAGAUGUUUUUGCGCGUCAAACAAGGAGUACUGCUGGAGGUGGACAUGCAACGCGGCAUGGAGAGAUGCCGGCUGGAGCUGGACAGCCUGGCCCGGGUCGAGACCACAGAGGCCGUUUGGACCCGAGAGGACACUGAAGGUCUGUUUCCUGCCUUGGAGCUUCAUUUCGACUACAUCGUCAAGGCAAAACAGAGGAGAUGCUACGUCCUGCUGGAUGAUGACCCACAGCAGGCAGCACAGGUUUUGACUGACAUCUUGUCCGUCGUGGUGGAGGAAAACCAGCAGCGGGAUUCCGAACUGGUCCCGGGCGGUGCUUGCCUGCAGUGUCUUCGCUGCAGGUCGGAGUUCACCUCUCAUGUGGCAGCUGGUGAGGAGGAGGAUGCUGGAGGAGGAGGAAGGAGGAGGAGUCGUGAGGGCGCAAUGCUACCGGAUGGUGAGGAUGGACGGUACAGGGAGGAGCAAACAGAUUCUGAUUAUUUUUAUGACAGCACAGGAAGGACUUGUGUUUGCCCAGAAUGUGGCAGUGACCAUGUAGUUCAAGUGGCUGAACAGACAGCUCCCUGCACCAGUACUCCCAUCAGCCGAUCUCCAAGGCCUGGAAGUGAAGAUGAUCAUCUUGAUUUUACCCAGAGCAUCUGCAGUGUAGACAAGCUUGAUGAUACAAAUGAACUCAUAAGCAGUAGUCUCAUCCCAGAGACUGCCAUCACGUCAGCGGAUCCGAGCUUUGUCACCGCCCAGGGAACCUCCUUCUUUAUUGGGGAUACUCCAGAUGACACCAGCAGCCUCUCCUUCAACACCGAGUGUCCAAGUAAAGAGGACCUGGCAGGAAGCUACCACUACUCCAUCCCAGCAGCUACACCACCUCCAGCCGAACCUACAGGGUCAUCCGUCCCUAAGGAUGACUUGGAUCUAUUGUCCGAGGACUAUGAGUCCGUGGACCAUCGGCUGAAGCUUUUCUUGGAUGUGGAGGUCUUUGAAGAGGAAGAGGAGCUUCACUCGUUUCUCAAGAUGUCAGCUGUAAAAUUUGGGGAAUCAGGGGAGGUUCCCUCGCUGUUGGUUGUUUCGAACCAGCGGUUAUACUUUCUGGAAAUGAAGUCAGACAUGCACAGAGGCCCACUCGCCGAUUGGCUGCAAAAGAAGGAUAGCUACCCAAUCGCGGAGCUCUGCUACCUGGAGGUGGGACUUGGCUCCCAGAGCAUUCACAUGGAGUUUGCAGUUGGAGGCGUGGCCUAUACUCUUCUCGUCAGGGACAGCGUGCGCUGCAAGCGCUUCUUUGGGCUCUUAACAGCGGGUUCAUGCAGACUGAGCACAUCCUGCCCAGACCAGAUCGUCUGCAAGGGAGGACCGGAGGCUGGAGAGAGAGGAAAACCUUUUAUUAGAUGGGGGUCUCCUGCACGGUUCUUGGAAUGUCUGAGGGAAUAUGGAAAAUUAAUUCAAAGGUUAGGAAGAAAACAGGAAAUCACUUCUGGAAUGUAUGGAAAGGAUGCAGCAGUCUUAUCACUGAAGGAGCUCUCCAGUUCUGCAACAGCUCCAUGGAUGGACAUUGUCCAACAGCGAUGUUAUUUUAGUUGUAAUCCUUCUGCCUUCCACCACCUGCACUGGGUCGAGGGGACAUCCUAGGACACCAUUGUUUUUUCUUCGUAAUUACAAUUUGCGGAAUUUGAUGGUCGAUGGAAAUGCAGCUAGUGUUGUGACUCCAUUCCAGGUACUUUUAAGAGUCCACUAUCUUGACGUCAGUUCCCUGGACGUUCACCAGUGACAUUGUGGUGGGUCUGCACCACCACCAGUUCUUUAGUUUGCUCCAUGUUGAUCAGGAGAUGGUUCCACUGGCACCGAUUAACACAGUAUUAGUGUACAGUGGAAUGGUUUAUUUUAAAUUAUUUUAAGCACGUCUUUAAUCCCUUUACCAUACUUUUAAACUGCUAUGGUUUUAGCUGAUUUAAGUAGAAAUAAACCAGAAUUUUUUUUUAUAUUUAAUGGAAAUAUUUAAAAGGUCUUCAGUUUCUAUUGUUUAUUUAUAUUACUUUAUAUUGUUCUUUCAUAUGAUUAUAUAUCAGGUUUUAAAUGUUAAAAGCUGGCAUUUAAAAAAAAACAAAAAAAACAUCACCUUUAAAGUCCAGCUGUUUCUAUGUUUCUGCCCCCUUAGCACGUUGUUUUUAGCACCACGGGCCAGCCUGUUUGAAAGCUUCUUUAAUAUAUUCUGCCUUCCUGCCCAAGCUGAUACCAGACGUCUCUGUUACUACCAGGCUGAACGUGAUGAAUUUCAGCAAGGAGGUAGAGCAAGGCCUAAAUGAAGGGCCCAUUAAGUCUGCAGCCUUUACAGUUUUGUUUCCCACUUCCGCCAAAGCUAUCUUUUCUUUUCUUUCCUUCCCUCUUUGUGUAAGCUCCCUCUCUGCUGUGAGAGUCUAAAUCCAUAAACAGCUCAUUUAGUUCCUUGUAUUUCAUUGUGGCUGAAAAUGUUUCCAGAUUGCCUUCAACAAGACCACAAAGGCUCUUGUUGAAUUCUUGGUAAAAAUCCCCAAGAGAUGCAUAAAAAAAUCAGAUGUUUCCGAUUCAAAUGUCAACUAUAUGUUGUUUUCUGAGAUAGUUGAGUUGUUAUUACGCCGACGACUCUGUUCUUUAAGCCAAAUGGACCCCAAAAACAGCUGUUGAAAGAUUUCGCCAGAGGAAGCACGGAAACGCUUAACCAAAACAAUCCCCGUCCCAUCGCCUAAAUCAACGGACAAAGUUUGCAACCACAACUGGAAUGACGAUGGACUCGCUGGCUUGAGAGGAUGGAAAGGAUGUGGUUAUAACCAGGACAGCUUUCUGGAACUGGGAGCUUUGACGCAGCUUUUGUUGAAACAUGAAAGAUGACACGUGGCAGAUGGGACCUGAAGUCAAAAAAACAACAAAAACGGUUUUAUUAACUUUUGUUUUUCUCUCAUUUGGAGCAGUUUAUUGCUUUUCACUUGAGUUUGUCUAGGGGAAAUUUGCAAGAUUGAUGGGUUUGUUCCCCUCAAAAAACAAAAAACAAAACUGAAAUCAGAGAGCAGCUGUCUGAUAUAUCAAGCAGAGGUGGUGUGUUUACUUCCAUGUGAAAACUAUCAGGGGCUUUUGUGUUGAUCCUGGAGGCAGUGAGAGAGUCUGAAACAGGAGGAAGCUGCAGUAUUGACAUUCACCAGAGCACCAUCCAGACUGGUUUUGUUGCCAGCUUGCUUCUAAACACACUCUGUCGUCCUGUCGCCUUUGCUGAUGCAUGACCGGAGCCUUGGAUAGCACCUUGCUAACUGUCGGCGUUAACACGUUAUUUAAUCUUGUAGUUAGUCCAUCACUCUCUGCUUCAUCUCAGCAGUGUGGGACUCUUUCUUAGUUGGAUUUAUGUUGGGGGGGGGGGAAGCUUUUCUUUAUUGAUCGUGUGCUUUUUUUUAUCUUACCUGGCAAUUUAUGAAGCUUCUACUUGAUUGGUUAAAGGUGAAAGCUUCUUACAGAGCUGUUUCUGUUUUAAUGCCCAUAACCGAGGGGUUGGUUUAUGACUUGAGACCCUGUUUUGCCUGUUUCCAAUAAUACAACUCUGCAUAACACCACACAUUAUGAUCCAAUGUGAUACAAUAUGAUAUAGAAUGAUGCAAUAUAAUAUUAGUGAUAUGUAUACAGUGUGAUACAAUACCAUAGAAUUGAUUAUGAUACAGUAUGAUAUAAUGUGAUAUAAUACAGUAAAGCAGUAUACUUGAUAUGUAUAUGAUAAAUUAUCAUAAUGUAUGGUACAAAACAACACAGUAUGAUAGAGCAUAAUGAAGUAUGAUAAAUACCAUGCCACAUAGAAAAAUACAACAUUAUAUAGUAUUAUGGCAUAAUAUACACUAUGGUACAGUAUGAUACAGUAUAUUAUGUCAUAAUGAAGUAUGACACAAUGCAAAAGAUGUAAAAUGUAGAGUACCACACAGCACAAUAAAAUAUGAUAUAGUCCCAUUCAGUAUAAUACAAAAGGAUCCAUUAUUAUACCAUAUGAUACAGAAUUAUGCAAUAUAAAAUGAUAUGAUACAAUAUGUGGUGUAAUACGCUACAACACGGAAAAGAAUCACAGUAAUAUACAAUACAAUUCUCUACCCUUCAGUAUAAAAAUGUGUUAGAACUAGUAUGUAAUAUGAUACAGAUGGUACAAUAUGAUGAGAUGUGACACAAUACAAUGUAAUCCAAUUGGGACAGUAUCAUACAAUUCAGUACAGCAUGAUUUAGUACAAUAUGAUGAUUUAAUGUGCUAGAGUAUAAUACAGUAUCAUACUGUUAAGUAUAAUAGAGUAUAGUACAGUAUGUUGCAUUGUUAUAUAAUAUGAUACCAACGGAAUGAUGUAAGAAGAUAAUGUACACUGCAUAACAUGACACAAUUAGAUACUAUACAAAAUUUGACAGUAUGACACAGUGCUAUACUAUGAUAGAAUUACGAAACACAAACUUGUUUUGCACUGUUUUGUUGGGAUCCCAAUAGUUGCCUUUACAAAAAAAUAAAAAUAAAUUGAACUAAAAUAGCAGUGCUCUUGUUUACAAGUUGCCAGAAACCAAAAAUGUUUGAAUUAUUUCUGUAUUUCAGUUUAUUCUGACAAUGAAUGGUACAUCUAAUCUCCGCACUCAACAACUUUAAAACCGCAAUCCUGUGGUUUUCUUCAUUUAUUACACUACAGUAUAAUACAAUACCUGUUGAAAAUAAAAGCCCUAAAAUUCAA
This is a messenger RNA of Girardinichthys multiradiatus, 6725 nucleotides long. Its product is annotated as serine/threonine kinase 11 interacting protein. The coding region runs from base 202 to 3642 and encodes 1146 amino acids. Gene Ontology annotation, molecular function: protein binding. The transcript is spliced from 24 exons. Gene Ontology annotation, biological process: intracellular protein localization. Lineage: Eukaryota; Metazoa; Chordata; Actinopteri; Cyprinodontiformes; Goodeidae. The record is from RefSeq and is a predicted model, not a curated record. Gene Ontology annotation, cellular component: cytoplasm.